AUUAAAGUACCCAUAAAGUACUUUAAUAUGCAUUCAUCUUUAGUGAAGUUGUCAGGGACAUUAAACGGUCUGUUUAGUAUUAGGCUCAGAGGUGCAAGGCAAAGCCAUUUGUGUAGUUAAUAUCCAUAUCAGAAGCAUGAAUCUCUGCCAUGUAAAGGGUUUGUGCCAAAGCAAAUUAGUUUAUAGGUAUGAAGGAUAAAUAAAGGCAUCAGGGAAGUAAUGAGGUACAAUAGUUUAAAGUAUAGGUAAAGAAAGAAGCGUCUGAGGGGUUAAUGUUGAUUGCAGAGGACAAUCUUGUAAAAAGGAGGUAGACUCCAUCUGGAAAGGGAGGAGAUUUCCUUGUGUGACAUGUACACACACAGUUACAUGCUGCUAAAUAGUCAUUGUGACUGUGGCUCUCACACCCCUCUUCUACAGCUACUUCUUCACACGUAUGCAAUCAGUUGUUCCUGCCACACGCAUUCUUUCACGCUGAGCACUUGUGCCCACUGUUACUGAAUGUGUCACCAAUCUGGACCAAGCUGGCUAAGUGGCCAGGACCUUGCUUCCUUCUGUGCAGUGAGCCAUGCCACACCAUGUAUUCCACAUCUGGUAAUGAUUAUCUCUAGAUAAACAUCAUUAUGAUUCCUGUAUCCCCCCUUCUUCAGAAGUCUGUGAGAGGGACCUCAGCAACUGACCGUCUGGAAGCAGAUAAAGCCAAGUAUGUGAAGACGCCACAGGUGAUCGAACGUAGGCAAAACCCAGCAAUUAAUGCCAGUCUGACACCAACUGUGCCACAAAGAUCUUUUACUAGCAAUAGCUGUGUGCCACAAAGAGAACAUUGUCUCAACAAUAGUAUCAAUCCUUCUAUGCAAAGGAAAACCAUUUCACAGCAUUGUGAUAAACUAAGGACAGAUCAAUAUCACUGCUUAAAUGUCACUCCUACAAUACCCAGGAGACCACUUCAGCCACAUCAUAGGACUGAGGCACAGGCAGAUCAGAAUACUGCAACCCCCUCUACAUCCACAAAACAGAAUUUACGUGUAUCUCAUGAUGGUAAUCAGCAAGGGCAAACCACAAGUUCUCCACAUGUCCAUCCGCAGUGUUUGCGUAGGGUUAGCGCUAGGAGGCUUUAUCGGCCCGACUCACUAAUUAUCUAUCGGCAGAGACGUGGCGUGACACUACCUGGCAAAGAGAACAGUGAGGAUGGACCAGGACUGGUCAUACGGCUUCUUCAGGGGACGCCAUUGCUUAAGAGGAGCAAUCCUCUUUCACGUAAUUCCACCCACCAAAGGCCUCAGGAAAUUCCUGCCUCGCCUAGGGAGCAAAAAAGCAUAGAAGGGUCUCUGGUCUGCCAGCCCUCUUGCCUUUUGGUCCCUGAAAAACAAAAGACUGCAUGGGAUGAACAGACCUUUACUACUCCUACUGAUGUUGAAAAGUUUUUUGAGAGUUGUGGGUUGGAGGGAAGCCUUCUAAAUCUAUUAGGUAAUUUCUACAAAAUGAGUGGGGACACACCUUUAGGAAGCCUAGAAUCAGUGAACGGUGUUAGUGGUGCUCGAGGAGCACCACUCAAUGAUGAUAAAGAGGAAAAGACUCCAGUGUCUGUUAUUGAGAGGAAUGCACGGGUUAUAAAGUGGAUCUACAGCUGUCAACAAGCCAGGGCUGUUGGGGGUCAUAAAGAUAAGCAAAUAGCACGGGAAUCUACUGUGUAAAAUGGAUGUUGGCGAUGAGAAACCUUAGAGAAGAUUUGCCUGUUGAUGGAAAGGCUGAAUCUAAAGGACCUGUAAAACUCAAAUGCAAGAGUACUGGAAGAACUGAGAAAACAAAUCAGUGGAUAACAGAUUGAGGCGUCAUUGAUUCAUUUAUCAGUUUUUCCUUCUUCAUACAGUUUUGUUGUGUAUCUAUUUUGUACACUAUUAUGUUUUGGUAUCCUUGAUAACAUGCACCUAACCUUUAUUUGUUCUUCCGCUCUCAUUCCUAUUGCUCCAAACCUAAGUACUCAGUUACACAGUUUUUUGGUAUUAGUUUACUUCAAAGAUUGCAACAUACCACAACACAAAAACACA
Spea bombifrons (plains spadefoot toad) is the source of this 2045-nucleotide messenger RNA. RefSeq names its product family with sequence similarity 110 member D (gene FAM110D). The transcript is spliced from 2 exons. Bases 621 to 1691 code for a protein of 356 amino acids. The record is from RefSeq and is a predicted model, not a curated record. NCBI's taxonomy places the organism in Eukaryota, Metazoa, Chordata, Amphibia, Anura, Pelobatidae.